Molecule: messenger RNA, 1632 nt
Organism: Brassica rapa (field mustard)
Lineage: Eukaryota; Viridiplantae; Streptophyta; Magnoliopsida; Brassicales; Brassicaceae
Product: eukaryotic initiation factor 4A-III homolog
Molecular function (GO): ATP binding; RNA helicase activity; nucleic acid binding
Source: RefSeq, a predicted model, not a curated record
GCGCUUAUCUCAGAACAGCUCAUCCUCUAGAGAGAGAGAGAUUUCACGAUCGGAAACCCUAGGAGAGAGAAAAAUUAGUUAGAGAGCAAUGGCGGAAGCGAAUCCUGGCCGUGGAGGAGGAAGGAGAGGCGGCGGACCAAUGGACGACGACAAAUUAGUCUUCGAAACAACCGAAGGGAUCGAGCCCAUCACCAAUUUCAACGACAUGGGGAUCAAGGAAGACGUACUCCGCGGCGUCUACGAGUACGGCUUCGAGAAGCCCUCCGCGAUUCAGCAGAGAGCCGUCAUGCCUAUUCUCCAAGGCCGCGAUGUCAUCGCCCAAGCUCAGUCCGGUACCGGAAAAACCUCCAUGAUUGCUCUCUCCGUCUGCCAAAUCGUUGACACUUCCUCUAGAGAAGUUCAGGCGUUGAUAUUGUCUCCGACGAGGGAGCUGGCUUCGCAAACGGAGAAGACUAUUCAAGCUAUUGGGUUGCACGCUAAUAUUCAGGCGCAUGCGUGUAUUGGUGGGAAGAGCGUUGGAGAAGAUAUCAGGAAGCUGGAGAAUGGUGUCCAUGUUGUGUCUGGGACGCCUGGGCGUGUAUGUGAUAUGAUUAAGAGGAGGAGUCUGCGUACCAGGGGUAUUAAGCUUUUGAUUCUUGAUGAAUCUGAUGAGAUGCUGAGCAGAGGGUUCAAGGACCAGAUUUAUGAUGUUUACAGAUAUCUUCCACCUGAUCUUCAGGUUUGCUUGGUUUCUGCAACUCUUCCUCACGAGAUUUUGGAGAUGACAUCGAAGUUUAUGACGGAGCCAGUGAAGAUACUUGUGAAGCGUGAUGAGUUGACUCUUGAAGGCAUUAAACAAUUUUUUGUUGCUGUUGAGAAGGAGGAAUGGAAGUUUGAUACACUCUGUGAUCUUUAUGACACGCUUACUAUCACUCAAGCUGUUAUCUUCUGCAACACUAAACGAAAGGUGGAUUGGCUAAGUGAGAAAAUGAGGACUAACAACUUCACAGUCUCAUCAAUGCACGGUGACAUGCCUCAGAAGGAAAGAGACGAAAUCAUGAAUCAGUUCCGGUCAGGCGACAGUCGUGUUUUGAUCACGACAGAUGUAUGGGCACGUGGGAUUGACGUGCAGCAAGUUUCUCUCGUCAUCAAUUAUGAUCUCCCCAACAACCGUGAGCUCUACAUCCAUCGUAUUGGACGAUCUGGUCGUUUCGGGCGCAAGGGUGUUGCGAUCAACUUUGUUAAAAGCGAUGACAUCAAGAUCCUCAGGGACAUUGAGCAGUACUACAGUACCCAGAUUGACGAGAUGCCAAUGAAUGUAGCUGAUCUUAUCUAAAAGACCUUGUCUGAGAUUUUUUUUUUUUUGUGAUGGUCUUUGAGAUUUCAGUGGGAAGCGUCUGGAUAAUAAUAGUAUUAUUGUUCAGAGCUUGGGUAAGAUUAUUGCUCUACCUUUUUGAUGUUUCUUUGUGUUCUUUUGAACAAUUAAACUCAUCUGUGGUAGAUCUUCAAUGUCUUGUGAAGCGAUUUCGGUUAAGAGUUGGGUCUUCUUUUCUUCGUAAUUGGUUUUGACUGUGGCUCAAAUCUCUCAACUAUCAUUACUUGUAAGACUAUGUUCAAGAGUUGAAAUGGUUCAGUGCUUUCUUUUUGUUUAAA